CUUACAUUUCUACCUUUUCUGUUGAUAGUGUCUUGCGUAUAUAUAUAUUUUUAAAAUAGUGUCUUUGGAGCAGUUGCAAAGAGGCUACUAAAAACACAUUCACGUGACAUUGGUACUUUUGAUCAAGAACUUAUCUCCUUUCAUCGACUGAACAUUGAUGAAGAAAAUAUUUUAAAUUACCACUACACAUCAGAAUGUCCAAAGAGGUCACUGAAGACAUGGAACUGCCUGUCACUUGUAAUAAGUCUCAGUUACAUGGAAACGGAGAUCCUGAAACGAAAUUAGAAACACAAGAAAAUGAACAGAACAAACUAACCACUGACACUUCACCAAAUUCGAGAAGUGAAAAUUACCAUGAACAAAUCGUCGUUUCAGCUGGAAGCAUGCAGAUGCAGUUGGUAGAUACUCCAGACAGUGAAGUUACAGAAACAGAGUUACGAAAUGACGAUUUAAUGUCUACACAGUUUGUUUCUACAGCUGGAAGUGAAAAAUCUUAUCCUAAUCAUGCAGGUAUUUUUUCUGCAAAAUCAAAUUCUACUGUUAGUGUUACACAAGGACAAGCUGUUGCUCUCAAAGGGAGACCACCCAUAAUUAAAAAUGCUGAGAUUCCAAGUGUGGGUGAAAGCCACGUCUCGCACGAUAAUGAUGUUAUACUGGAACAGUUUGCUCUGACUGGUAACAAAAUUGAGAACUUUCUGAUGUCGGCAUCAUCGUAUGAGACAUCGACGGCGAGGUCGUUACAGCUGACCUCACAAAUGUGCAGUCUUCCGCGGCAGAUGAAGAUCCGUACCGACCUGUCCCUCAGCGACAAGGUCAGGUUGAUUCAAGUCUCCGAGAAGACUGGAAAAAGUCAGCGAAGCCUGGCUGCCGAGUUCGGCAUUUCUCUCGGAUCGGUGAACAACAUUCUCCGGCGAAAGAGAGAAUACAUCGAAGCCUUUGAGAGGAACGAAGUCUCAGGUAGCAUAAAGAGUUUCCGUCGGGUAUCGUGGCCGUCUUGUUCCAGGACGAGAUCCCCGGCGCCAAAGGUGAACGAGACUGACAGUCUGAACCGGCUGAUGUACAAGUGGGUGGAGACGGCAAAGAAGAAGAAUGUCAUCUUGUCCAGCACACUGCUGCAGGAUAAAGCUAGCGAGUUCGCAUCCAAACUGGGCAUCAGCAGCUUCACCCCAACCAACUCGUGGGUCAACACCCUGAAGAACCAGUUCAAUCUGUGUUUCGAAAAUGACAAUGAUUCGACGGGGAAGUUGUACACCACCUGGACCAAGAUGCUACCCUACCUGAUCCAGGGUUACGAACCGCAGAACGUGUUCACCUGCGGGGAGACAACGCUGAUCUACAGAGGGCUGCCGGAUAAGUGUCUCGUCGAGGGUGGGAUGUGCAUGGGAACUCACCACAGAACUGAAUCGUCCAAUCACUCGGUUACCUUGCUGCUCUGCUGCAGUGCAGUUGGCGAAAAAAUCAAACCACUGGUCAUAGGAAAGAGCGGUAUGCGAAACUCGUUUCAGAACGUUGCACCUGGCAACCUGCCCGUCGUUUGGAAGCACCAGGACAAGGCCUGCAUGACGUCCAGCCUGUUCACAGAGUGGCUGAAGGAUCUGGACCGAUGCAUGGAGCAGCAGAAUCGACACAUCGCCUUGUUCAUGGACAUGGCUCCCGGUCAUCUCUCCAACCUCCUGCUGAGGAACGUCCGGCUCCAGUUCUACCUGGACAACUCGUCCUCCUACCUGCAGCCGCUCCAACAGGGCAUCCUCACGUCAUUCAAGGCACACUACCGCAAGCGUUUCCUCCAGGCGGUCCUCGCUUGGGCCGAGUGCUGCGACAGCAGUCCACACGUGGUGAACAACGUCACCGAGCUGGACGUGGUCUUCUGGAUCAAACACGCGUGGAACAGCGUCAAGAAGGGCCUGGUCAUCAACUGUUUUGACGCUGUCGGUUUCCCCACUCCUCCACCACUUGUGGAAGAAGACGCCAAUGACGGCCUGUCACUGCAGCUGUCGGAGUUGGUGGAGGAGUGCGGACAGGCGUUCAAGUUCACCCCCAUGCACGCAAAGAUGUAUGUGGAGUUUGACUCGCAGAUUCCCUGUCACGUCCACGAGACAGAACUGUGGGAGCAACAGCUGCUGGCUGAAGCCAUGACUGGCAGCAUCACAAUCAAAUCUGAACCCAUAGAAGAGGAUUUCCAAUAUGGUGGCAGAGGCAGACUGCUCCCAUUGGAUGGUCAGUCCAGUCAGACGGAAGGAACGGUGGUCACUAGGCCCAUCAGUCAAAGUGAGGCUUUGGAGUCUCUGAAUAAACUAAAGACAUUUGCAGCUAGUGAUCCCAGUUUGCUGGAGACGUUGUACGCCACAGAAGAGGAGAUGUUGGAUUCGAUUAGCAGUCAUCGGCAGCAAGCACGCUGUCGAGCCAUGAAUAAUCUCUUUCCGUUAAAUGUUUACCAGCAUGGCAUCUUGUGAAUAGUAAUAUGGCAGUGUUCUAAGUGAUGUUUAAUUGGUGAUCAGCUGUAUAAGGUCUUAGACAUUAAAUGUAUUUUAACUGA
This is a messenger RNA of Gigantopelta aegis, 2536 nucleotides long. Its product is annotated as tigger transposable element-derived protein 4-like. NCBI's taxonomy places the organism in Eukaryota, Metazoa, Mollusca, Gastropoda, Neomphalida, Peltospiridae. The record is from RefSeq and is a predicted model, not a curated record. The transcript has 2 exons. Gene Ontology annotation, cellular component: nucleus. Gene Ontology annotation, molecular function: DNA binding. The coding region runs from base 195 to 2453 and encodes 752 amino acids.